Indicator indicator is the source of this 1134-nucleotide messenger RNA. RefSeq names its product dopamine receptor D4 (gene DRD4). The record is from RefSeq and is a predicted model, not a curated record. The transcript is spliced from 4 exons. Gene Ontology annotation, cellular component: plasma membrane. Gene Ontology annotation, biological process: adenylate cyclase-activating adrenergic receptor signaling pathway; adenylate cyclase-inhibiting dopamine receptor signaling pathway. NCBI's taxonomy places the organism in Eukaryota, Metazoa, Chordata, Aves, Piciformes, Indicatoridae. The coding region runs from base 1 to 1134 and encodes 377 amino acids. Gene Ontology annotation, molecular function: G protein-coupled receptor activity; dopamine neurotransmitter receptor activity, coupled via Gi/Go.
AUGGGGAACGGCAGCACCGGGACCGCUCCGGGCGACGGUACCGGGCUGCCACCGCCACCUCCAACACCACCGCCGGGAGGUCAGAACGUGGCCGCCCUGGUGCUGGGCAUCGUCCUCAUCCUGCUCAUCGUGGCGGGCAAUGGGCUGGUCUGUCUCAGCGUCUGCACCGAGCGGGCUCUGAAGACCACCACCAACUACUUCAUCGUCAGCCUCGCUGUUGCCGACCUCCUGCUCGCCCUCCUCGUCCUGCCCCUCUACGUCUACUCCGAGUUCCAGGGAGGUGUGUGGUCCCUCAGCACAGUGCUGUGUGAUGCCCUGAUGACCAUGGACGUGAUGCUGUGCACAGCCUCCAUCUUCAACCUGUGUGCUAUCAGUGUGGAUCGCUUCAUCGCUGUCUCGGUCCCACUGAACUACAACCGGCGGCAGCUGGACCUGCGGCAGCUGGUGCUGAUCGCUACCACCUGGGUGUUCGCCUUCGCCGUCGCCUCCCCGGUCAUCUUCGGCCUCAACAACGUCCCUGGCAGGGACCCCACCUUGUGUCAGCUGGAGGAUGACAACUACAUCGUGUACUCCUCCAUCUGCUCCUUCUUCAUCCCCUGCCCUGUCAUGCUGGUGCUCUACUGCGCCAUGUUCCAAGGACUCAAGCGCUGGGAAGAAGCUCGGAAGGCCAAGCUGAGGGGCAGCAUCUAUGGGGGCAACAGGAAGCUCUACCAGCCCACCACCUUCAUUGAGAGGGAGCAGAGCGGGCUGGAGCCAGGGCAGUGCAGCCCCUAUGCCAGCUCUGCCCACCCCAGGGACUAUGUGAUGCACAAUGGGAUCCAGACUGUCUCGCACCCCCAGCUCAAGUACCCCAACCCAGGACACAGUCGGAAGAGGGCCAAGAUCAAUGGCAGGGAGCAGAAGGCCAUGCGAGUGCUGCCAGUCGUGGUCGGUGCUUUCCUCUUCUGCUGGACACCUUUUUUUGUGGUCCACAUCACCAGGGCUCUCUGCAAGUCCUGCAGCAUUCCCACUCAAGUCACCAGCACCGUCACCUGGCUGGGGUACGUUAACAGCGCUCUCAACCCCAUCAUCUACACCGUCUUCAACGCCGAGUUCAGGAACUUCUUCCGCAAAGUCUUGCACCUCUUCUGCUGA